Messenger RNA from Strongylocentrotus purpuratus (purple sea urchin), 963 nucleotides. Its product is annotated as cytochrome P450 2U1-like. The transcript has 2 exons. The coding region runs from base 25 to 963 and encodes 312 amino acids. Gene Ontology annotation, molecular function: oxidoreductase activity, acting on paired donors, with incorporation or reduction of molecular oxygen, reduced flavin or flavoprotein as one donor, and incorporation of one atom of oxygen; iron ion binding; heme binding. The record is from RefSeq and is a predicted model, not a curated record. NCBI's taxonomy places the organism in Eukaryota, Metazoa, Echinodermata, Echinoidea, Camarodonta, Strongylocentrotidae. Gene Ontology annotation, biological process: xenobiotic metabolic process. Gene Ontology annotation, cellular component: cytoplasm; intracellular membrane-bounded organelle.
UGUGCAUUGGAUACCAACUUCAAAAUGUAUGCCUCUGUAGAGAAAAUUUCUUCGUCUGUCUUCUAUUAUGGCUUCACGCCAUUUAUCUUAGCAGGAUUGAUUGCUUUCUUGCUUUCAUUUAUUCUGGUUCGAUCGGGUAAGAAGAAAUACAAGAAUCUACCUCCCCGUGGCCCUAUGGAAUGGCCGGUGUUAGGCGGCCUACCAAGUCUGUCAGGCAAAGAUAUGCCACACGUUAUCAUAGCUGACAUGGCCAAGAAGUACGGACCAAUCUUCGGUAUGAAAAUGGGAUCGUUCUAUGCGGUAAUACUCAGUGACUAUUCUCUCGUCAGGCAAGCCUUCGCGAAAUCAAACGAUGAAUUUAGUGACAGACCGAAGAUCACCAUGAUUGAAAAUAUUGUCCAAGGAAAAGGUUUGAUCGUGUCCUACUUUGGUCAGAUGCAGACUGAGCACCGUCGCUUCUCACUCUCAGCUCUACGAUCACUUGGUAUGGGCAAGUUUAAAAUGGAAGAAACUAUCGUAGAUGAAGCACGCCAGCUAGCGAUGAUCUUUACCAGCAGACAAUCAAAGCCUUUUGUACCUUUUCAUGAUAUUGUCGUAAGUGUUUCCAAUAUUAUAUGUUGGUUGAGUCUCGGUAAGCGCUUUGACUAUAACGACGAGAAUUUCAAAGCCAUCCUCGCUUCUUUGUUCGAAAGCUUUGAGAUUGCAGAAAUUGCAGGACUCUUCAAUUUCCUUCCGUUCUUGAGAUUUCUACCUGGGAGCGGUUUUAAACGAAUGAUAGCACUCCAACAAAACCAUGAUAGAUUUUUGAAGCCACUGGUCUGGAAAAUCCACGAGGAGCAGGAGAAAAGCCGUAGAUCUCCCACGUGUUACGUGGAGAUGUACACUGAACAGAUGAUAGAAGCAGAACGCGAGACUCCCGUGAACACACGUUUACUAAAGAAAUAUGUAUCACGCAGUCGCUGA